Molecule: messenger RNA, 2640 nt
Organism: Vombatus ursinus (common wombat)
Lineage: Eukaryota; Metazoa; Chordata; Mammalia; Diprotodontia; Vombatidae
Gene: GAREM2
Product: GRB2 associated regulator of MAPK1 subtype 2
Exons: 6
Coding region: 1-2640 (879 amino acids)
Source: RefSeq, a predicted model, not a curated record
AUGGAGAAACUGGCAGCCGGGCUAGCGGGUCUCCACUGGAGCAUGGGGGCUUUCCCCCUGGACCUCAUCGUCAGCCGCUGUCGACUGCCCACUCUCGCCUGCCUGGGGCCAGGGGAGUAUGUGGAGGGGGUGAGCCAACAGGAUGUCCUGCUCAUCCACUCCUGCCGCCAGUGGACGACGGUGACAGCCCACAGCCUGGAGGAAGGGCACUAUGUCAUCGGGCCCAAGAUCGAUAUCCCGCUGCAGUAUCCAGGGAAGUUCAAGCUUCUGGAGCAGGCUCGAGACGUUCGGGAGCCAGUACAGUAUUUCAGCAGCAUUGAGGAGGUGGCCAGCGUCUUUCCUGACCGCAUCUUUGUGAUGGAGGCCAUCACCUUCAGCGUCAAGGUGGUGUCUGGGGAGUUCAGUGAGGACAGUGAGGUCUACAACUUCACCCUGCAUGCGGGUGAUGAGCUCACCCUCAUGGGCCAGGCUGAAAUCCUUUGUGGGAAGACCCCGAAGGAACGUUCCCGAUUCACCACCAUCCUCCGAAAACUGGGCCGGGCUGGGUCCUUGGCAGGGUCCCUGGCAGGGAUGGGGAGCAUCGGCGGUGGCCUGGGCACCAGUGGAGCAGCGGGCACCAUCAAGCCCAUUAAAGGCAAGAUGCCGUGCCUCAUCUGUAUGAACCACCGCACCAAUGAAAGCCUGAGCCUGCCCUUCCAGUGCCGGGGCCGGUUCAGUACCCGCAGCCCCCUGGAGCUGCAGAUGCAGGAAGGGGAGCACACGGUGAGGGCCAUCAUCGAGAGGGUCCGGCUGCCCGUCAACGUACUUGUGCCCAGCCGGCCCCCCUGCAACCCGUAUGACCUGCACCCGGUGCGAGAGGGCCACUGCUACAAGCUAGUCAGCAUCAUCUCCAAGACAGUGGUGCUGGGGCUAGCCUUACGAAGGGAGGGCCCCACUCCCUUGCAUUUCCUGCUGCUCACGGACAUGCCCCGAUUCACCCUGCCCCAAGGGCUGCUGGUUGGUGAUCCCCAGGUGGAACAGCUGGUGAGAGACAGCGCUUCCUACUGCCACGAGCGCUUCGACCCAGACGAGUACUCCAAAGCAGUCCGGGAAGCCCCUGGAGACCUGGCAGAGGAAUGUGCCAGCCCCCGGAGGGCAAGGCUCUGUUUGCAGGGCCCCAGGCCCGAGGCACUGCCCCAGCUCUCUCUCUGCCUUUACCCCCCUGCUGGGGAGGGGGAGCAGGAAUAUAUGAGUCCAGACUGGGCCAGCCUGUCAGAACCUGCCCCUUCAGUGGAGAUCCCCUAUGAGGAGCUGUGGACGCACCAGGCAACUGAGAGCCACCCAGAGGGUGGGGGCAGGGACAGAAGCAGGCAACCACCAGCAGGACUUAGACAGCCAGACCUCAUUUCUUUUGCUGGGACUGCUCAUCUGGAGACGGAGGUUCCCCCACCUCCUGUCCCUCCCAAAUCAGAGGCGGUCAAGGAAGAGUGUCGCCUACUCAAUGCUCCACCAGUACCACCAAGGGGCAGCCGGCCCCCAGGCAGUCCUCCUGUCCCACCACGCUUUCCCAAGCUUCAGCCUGCUCAUUCCCCCAGUCCUGGCCUCUCCUAUUACUCUUCUGGCCUACACGAUGGAUCCGGCUCUCGGAGUGGCAGCUGCUCCCCAUCCCCAGAUUCAUAUUCUCUAUACUGUUACCCCUGUACCUGGGGUGAUUGCAAGGUGGGUGACUGCUCCAGUCGCCCACUUCCUGGGCCCCUCCCCUCUACAACACAGCCCAGCCAGGCCUCCUGGGCCUACUCCGAACCUGGAAAUAGUCGAUCUACACCACUACUUGGGGGCGAGACCCCCAACAAGACAUACCACAGUUGUCCCCCUCCUCCUAAGCCUUCACACCCUCAGAAACGCUUUGCUCCGUUUGGGGCCCUCAAUCCAUUUGCUGGUCCCUCCUAUUCCUCAGGUCCUGCCUCAACAUCAUCCUCUUCUUCCUCUGGUCCCACUUCUACCCCCGGCCCCACUUCAUCCUCAAGCCCUACUUACUCUCUAGGCCCUGUCUCCUCCAGUCAGGCCUACUCAUCUGGUUCCCCCUCCUGCCCCACAUCCUCCUCCUCUUCCUCGGAAUGGCAGGAAACAGCCCUGGAACCCUUUGACCCCUUUGAAGUGAGGCAGGGCAGCUCCCCAGAACCAGAGCUGCUACGGUAUCAGGAGCCUAGGGGAGUGGGCAGGCCUGGGCCCUUGUCACCCCUCUGCCCCACCAAGGCCUUUGAGCCAGAUGGCCUGAUGCUUCGGCGGAUGCCCACCCCGUUGUCCCCUACUGUCGUACAGGGACCAGAGGGAGGCGGAGCACGGCUCUACCUCACCCAGGGGCGCCUGGAUGUGCCUCCUAUUAACCCACGGGAAGGGGCAGUGGGCCGGGUUGGCAGGGACAACACCCCUUGGCAACCCCCAGCUGAUCUAUCUGCACUCUCGCUGGAGGAAGUCUCUCAGAGUCUGCGCUUCAUCGGCCUCUCGGAGGAUGUGGUGAACUUCUUCUCUAGGGAGCGCAUAGAUGGCAGCAUUUUUGUGCAGCUCAGUGAGGACAUCCUGGCUGAUGACUUCCACCUCACCAAGCUGCAGGUCAAGAAGAUCAUGCAGUUCAUCAAGGGUUGGAGGCCCAAGAUCUGA